Dalotia coriaria is the source of this 6111-nucleotide messenger RNA. RefSeq names its product closca (gene clos). Bases 29 to 6028 code for a protein of 1999 amino acids. The record is from RefSeq and is a predicted model, not a curated record. Gene Ontology annotation, biological process: signal transduction. The transcript is spliced from 10 exons. Lineage: Eukaryota; Metazoa; Arthropoda; Insecta; Coleoptera; Staphylinidae.
CGACUCGUGCGUCCAUCCUCCGCUCAAAAUGUUCCGACUAUUCUUCGGAAUAUUCCUGCUGUUACCAACAAUAAAUACCAACGAAUUGCAAGAUCUCGCCGAGAAUUUCUUUGAAAACUUAGAAAUCCAUCUAAAAGCUGGACUUCCGGCGGACGAAUCGAUCGUCUUCACCGAUAAGCAGGUGGAAAAUUUCGUCGAUUUGAUAAGGACGCGACAGCAUGCGGGCGGCGAGGAAAAGCGUACCAAGCGUCAGAUUGUCGAGACCGCUAACGAUGGAAACUACGCGGUGCAUAUACUGGAAGGUGUAACACCCAUAGAGAAAAUUCCGGUAAAAAGCCCGAAAGAUAUCCAAUUAUUCCAACAUUUUACCAAUCAAUCGAAUACCUGGUAUGCUGCUGCACUGCAGGAUAACGACAAACUUCGAAUUUUCAAACACAAUGGGCAUGAAUUUCAUCAACUUCAUCAGCGCAAAGUCCAUGCGGCAGUACGUCUCGCCGUAUUCACAACCCCCACCACAGGUACCUUCAUUGUUGUGGCGGAAAACACCACACGAUCCGAUUUCUACGAAAAAACCGCCGUCUACCGCUUGGCAUUGAAUGAAAACUUGGAGAAAGUUCAAAACUUGCAUCUUGACUACGCGACGGAUAUCUCAAUUUGGAGUGAUACGAAUGAGAUUUUCAUGGGUAUAGUUCAACAGUACAAAGAAGCCGAGUCCAAAAAAUUAAGUUGCGGAGCGCAGAGUAUGAUCUAUAAGUGGCUGGGUGGUCAUUUUGAUAUGAUCCAACACAUAAACACAACAUGUGCCGUUCGGUUGACACCAUUCACAAUCGGGAAAUCACGUUUUAUUGCAAUUGCAAAUCAAGGAGAUGAUGGUACCAGUGAUACCUUCUCCGAGAUUUUCAAAUAUGACUUAGCAAAGGAGAAGUUUGUUUCGUAUCAGAAAAUAGCAACAAGGGGAGCUAAUGAUAUUAAAUUCUUCGGGUUUAGAAGCACGGCAGGACCAGAAAGGAGUCAGGAUUAUUAUAUUGUCAUAGCUAAUAUGUAUUCUAAAGAUGAAACUGAUGUAAUUGAUUACAAUGUCAAAUCAAUUGUGUACAAGUAUGUCGAAGGAUAUUUCCUACCCUUUCAAAGUUUUGAUUUACCAGCGGUUACCGAAUGGCUACCAGCAAUCGGUUCCGGUGAAGAAUUUGUCUUAUUGGCAGCUUCAAAAUUCGAAGGACUCAAAACCUACCAAUACAACGGAUGGAAAUUUCAACCCACAGCUAAUCAGUACACUCACUCCGCAUUUUCUCCAGGCAUACAGUCUCUACACUCAUACAACUAUAAAGGCAAAAAUGUCAUCGUGGUGGCAAAUCCUCAACACAACGACAACAAUAUUUUCGAAUUACAUUUCAAGUUACAAAAUCAAGUCAACGAACACUACAAUACGCUUUUAAAUUGGUGCCAUUCGGCUAAAGAACUUUUCACAGGAAAUUCCAAAACUAAACGUAAUACAAACACAAUGGGUUUACGGGCUGUGGAAGCUGAUCUAAGCAACGAUAAAAAUCACGAAAAUAAUCUUGCAUUCCUAGAAUUACAGUUGGAGAAUCAACAACAACAAAUCGAUUCAAUCGAAAACAAAUUAAACGGCUCCAUGCAAUCAGGAAAAGAAAUUCUAAUAAUUCCCGAUAAUAUUCUAGUUAGAAAUGUCAUCAUUAAUAAUGAAGUUCUCUUCAAUGAAUUAAUUGGGGAAUCAUUAAACGAUUUGAAUAUCAUUGCGUUUUUAUCAGGAAUUGUACCAAUUGAGCAUCCGAUGGAGAAAAAUAUAGAAAGAUUAGAACUGCAAGCAGGAACUAUUGAAAACUUUAUCACCGCAGGUCUUAGAAAUAUCAACGGACGACCACAGGAAGACCUACUUCAUAAAAACGUUGAUAAUUUAGUAGUCAACGACUUAGUCAUUAAUGGUAAUUUUUGGGUGACGAAUCUCCAAGUGAAAGGACUUCUAAACGGAUUACAAUUCAACACCACGAAUGUUUUACUCCGAGAAGGCGAUCAAUUCUUCCUGGGAAAUUUAUCAACGCAAAAUUUGAUUGCUGAUAAUGUAACAGCGAAAUUCUUGAAUAAUCUGAAUCUGCAUAGUCAACCACAACAGGCGCAACGCACACCAGUUAAGAUAUUUGAUGUGGAUACCUUGAGAGUUAAACAUCUUACCAUUGCGGAAUACAUGAAUAAUGUUGACCUUCCGACUUUAAAUAAAUUCGCACUUAAAACAAGCGGAAAUCAAGAAAUCACAGGCGACUAUAUCUUCAAUGAAUUAUCUGUGAAAGACUUCCAAACUCAGAAAUUAAAUAACAUUUCAAUUCCCGAAGAUUUAGUGCGUAUUGACAAAGGGGAAUAUUUCAUCAAUCAAGAUGUUAAGCUAGAGCAUGAUUUACAGGCACAAAAUCUGCAAGUCCGUGAAAGUUUGAAUAAUAUUAUAGUACUAGAAAAUGGCGAAUUAGAUGUGCUCAGAAAGAAUACAACAGAAAUGCAAUUCAUAGAUGGUAAGAAAACUAUUGAAGAAGUGGAGUUGCUCAAGCCAAUGUUGCUACAAGGUAAAAUCGACAGCAAAAGCAUGCAGAAACUGAAUCCGGUCACAAAAAUAUCCGAACCCAUGGAAUUUGUCGGAGAUUAUUUCAUGUCGGGACUAGUAACAAUAGAAGAUCAACUCUUAACGCCUGAUUUAGGAAGUGAACACUAUUCAAUAAGUAAUUUAAAGCAAAAUGGAUUGAAACUAACAGAAGAGCAAGUGCCAGUUCAUCUUAACUUUGCCCAACAAUUAAAUACCGAUGAGAUAUUUGCGGAAAAAAUCAACGAUAUAGAUACACAUCGUUGGGUGGUGAAUGGCCAAGAUGAUGCGCAAUAUAUCAAAGGAUGGAAGACUUUUAACGGAGAUCUCACCAUUACAGGAGAUACAAAUAUUCAAACUGUAAAUCAAAUUACUCUGUCAAACCUAUUUGAUAAUGUGCUAACAGUAGAUGGGGAUCAGAUCAUUACCGGAAAACAUGAAUUCAAGACCAUCGUAGCUGGAACCAUAAAAAGUCCACAUAUUACUUUGCAAUCUCAACACACACUCGAAGAGAUGUUGACACAGGAUAUUCAACAAGAUAUGGGUGACGUUUUUAUUGGACAGCUAUCAAUCGAAAACUUGAAAGUCGGAAAUGUGGAAGUACAAGGGCGGUUUAAUGGAAUUCCGGUAAUUCCAAUGUUAGAAGAUACUUUGUUCAAGGGGCAAAACGCCAAAGUCAGAGGUCCGAAAACAUUUGAAAAUGUGACGAUUGAAACAUUGUUGUCACGGAAAAGUAUCAAUAUGAACCGUAUUCCUAAUUUGAUCAAACGUGGCGAGGCAAUAACAGGAAGUGAUGCUAGUUUCGAGCUUCCAGAAGGCAUCCGAGUUGAAAACAUUAAAUUCGGCAAAUUUUUAAAUAACAUGUCUGUAGAAAGUUUCGCAAAUAAUUGGUUAAAUGGAAAUUCAGCGCAGACGAUUGUUGGUGAUCAGAGUUUCGACAAGGUGGUCGUCUUCGGCAAUUUACUGAUUGAUAGCAAUCAGAUAAAUCAACUGAACUUACGUCACCUAGUAGAAGACACUGUCAAGAUUAACGAGGACCACGAAUUUGAAAAAGUAACUUUUGAUCAAUCCGUGACUUCGUUAACAAGGAUAGAUCUACAGGGUCAUAUAGAAAAUUUAGACAUUAACAACAUCGUUGCUGAUGGAGGUGAAGAAAUUCAGACGGAUACGCUAACAUUCAAAGAAUCAGUCAUUCUAACCACACCCGCAGACCUGACUGGCACUAUCAAUCAUUUCAACUUCCGCCACUUGUGUGAAUAUUCAGAACCAUCUGCAAAUGAACCACGUAAAACUCUGAUUCUCCAACAUAAUGCAAACAUGAUGAAAGCUCCAAUCAUCAAAAAUAUUAACGGGAAAGAUAUGAAAACAUUAGAAACAACGGUUUGGUACUGUGAUCAACCUGGUAACAUCACCGCUGACCUGAAAGCCGAAACAAUCAGCUUCCUCGAUGAUGUAACUGUAGAAGGAGACGUUGCGGAGACAAACUUGUAUUGGUUGCGGGACAACUAUUUCAGCAAGACUUCCAAUCAGACGAUAAUAGCAAACAUCAACUUCCAAGAAGGUGUCUCAAUCAAGGGAAAUUUACAUGCGCCCACAGGAAAAAUUCCAUCAAUCAACGAUGUAAACUUAAACGACUUUAUUCGAACGUCCAUUCUGCAAGGAUGGGACCAAACCUUCGAGGAACCACUUCUUAUCGAAGCAAUAACCGUGAAUGACAUCCAAGGUGACUACCGUGUAAAUGGUCUUAAUUUACAAACGGAUGUCAUGCGUUAUGAUGCGGAAAAUAUUGUUACUGGUAAAGUAACAGUGGAUGAUCUCGAAGUUGAUGUCUUAAGCACUGAGAGGGACUUCAAAGUACAAAAUGUUGAUUUGAAACAAUGGACUAAAGACGGUGUACUAAGAUCAGGGAGCUAUAAAAUAGAAGGUCGAAUAAUCUUUGAAAAUGAUACAAUUUUCGAGAAAGGUAUAGGUUUGACUGGUUUGUUAAACAGGAAAACAUUUACCGAAGAUAAAGUCAUGCUAAAGUCAAGAGCACAAACCAUCACAGGGCGUAAAACUUUCAUUACUUCACACGAUAAUAUUCCACAUUUCAACGAUAUAAAAUUCAAGGGACUUAUUAACGGUGUUAAAUUUUCGGAUUUGGUGGAGAACCAAGCAAUGAAAACAACUGAUAAUACUUUUGCAAAUACCAUUGAUUUCCAUACGAAUUUAACUGCACAAAAUGUUAAUUUUGAAGGACUUUAUCGAGGAGUGAAUAUUAAACAACUGUUGGAUAACUUGACAACCAACGCUUUCGUUGAAAACUACUACGAAAAUUAUGAUAAACUACGAGAUGCUUCGCGAGCUGUUAAGAAAUCAUUAAGUAACCAAGCACACUAUUUGAAUCACUUCCGUGAAUUGAUAAACUUCCGAACUCUCUUGGAUCUUGUACCAAUGAGGAGUGUCAAAGGAGAUUUACACCUUGCAACGCUCAGACAAGACAAUCACAGCUACAUCAUGGACUUUUUCAAAUGGAUUCCAAACCCAGGAGUCUUCUCAAUCGAUACAGCCAUGCGAGAAAUCAUUUAUCACGAACCAAUCACCAACUGGGCACCAUUAGAAUACAAAUACGGGACGUACCUCUAUGUAGAAAUGAGGAAUUACGAAAAUACUGAACAUAGUCAUGUGGGGUAUAUUAUGAGCAACCAGAACACAAGUUCAUAUGAAAUUAACAUGGAUAUUCCCAAUAAUGGUACUCGAAAAGUUCUGCCGCUGUUUUUACCGAACGUACAGAAAACUUGUGUAUUACUGGUACAUGCAACGAGUAAUAACAUGGAUAUUUAUUGCAAAGGAGAAUUUAAAAUGGAACUACACCAAAGUCUACCGAUAGUCAACGCAUUACAAGUCGAAGUGGCUGAUUAUCCCAAUCGACUGGAAAUCCACGCAAUAGAAAAAAUAUCUGCGGUGGUUAUUUGGAGGUAUGACGAGCACACAGAGUUAUUCAACGAAGAACAACGAAUUUUCACGUCGACACCCAUCAGUAUAUCAUCAGUGAAACAUAAUGAUGAUGAAUAUUUAGCUGUGGCGAGUGGACAUCUUGUUAAUACCAUGUAUUCCGGACAAAUUGACAUCAAAAAAUAUGAUCAUGAUAUGAAACAAUACACUGAUUGGCAAGUGUUCAGAGCAAGUGCUCCAUUACAAGUGCAUCUUUCAGUCCUGCCAAGCAAUGAAUUAUUUUUAUAUGUCUUGAGGAAUAGCCCAACAGACAUGCUUCAAGUGUAUGAGUACACUGGCAUUGGCAAGUUUGCUUCAGUAGGCACAAUUUCUUCUCUAGAGUUUUGUAAUUCUAUUCAUCCAUUCAGUUACACAUGGCAUGACAGUGAACACAAAAUUCAGGAACAUUUUAUUAUUGCCAAGUGUAAUGGUGUAGUGAAUGUAAUUCAUAGUAUGUUUAAAAGUUGAAUAGUUUUAUAUUUUAUGUUAUGUUUUUAAUGUUUAUUGUUUAAAUGUUUGCAAAAUAAUGUGAAAUAAACUCACCUAAUGAA